AGAGUAUAUAAAGAAGAUCAACUGCCAUGACUUGAGGAUGGACAGUACUGUUUGAUUCGCUACAAUGAAAGUUCUCGCAGUGAUUGUGCUUCUUUGUGCUGCAGUGCACUCAAUCCCUCUGGAUCCUCCCCGACCACCAGUUGUGCUGAAGCCUGAAAAUGUCCCAUCAAAGGAUCCUGAAUGGGCGCUUGUUCCCGAUGCUGAUGGGACUUUCCAUCUUGUGGAUAUUCAUUCUGUCCCGGUGGAACCUGAAGGAUUUUUCGUUCCAGACGAACAUGUGAUCUUUACCCUCUUCACACGCACAAUUAGCAACCGUGUGAUUGAACUGAAUAAUCCAGAUUCCCUCGUUGGCUCCAGCUUCAACGCCAACCAUCCAACUCGGUUUGUAAUCCACGGCUGGAAUGGUGAUGGAAGCUCCGGGAUUAACAACAACAUCCGCGAACAAUAUCUCCAGAGGGGUGAUUUCAAUGUGAUCAUCGUUGAUUGGGGCUUAGGUGCAAAUUCAAAUUAUGUAACAUCGCGGAAUCGUGUUGAUGGUGUUGGUCAAACCCUGGCACGCUUCAUAGUCUUCUUGAGCCAGCAAACUGGAAUGGAUACGAGCACAGUGACGAUUGUUGGACACAGUUUGGGAGCUCACAUUGCUGGAUUUGCCGGGAAGAAUUCACAUGGAACGGGCAGAAUUGGAGUAAUUGUUGGCCUCGAUGCAGCCUUCCCGCUUUUCUCCCUCGACAGACCAGGUGAACGUCUCCAUGACUCAGAUGCCAACUACGUGGAAUCCAUUCAUACAAAUGCUGGUCUUCUGGGCUUUGAUCAUCCACUCGGUGAUGCUAGCUUCUACCCCAAUUUCGGAAGAAGUCAGCCGGGCUGUGGCAUCGACAUCGCCGGGAAUUGCGCCCAUAGUCGAGCCCAUCAAUUCUUUGCUGAAUCCAUCACCACCACACGCGGUUUCUGGGCUCGCCAGUGCAGGAAUUACAAUGAUAUCGUCAAUGAGAAUUGCCAGGCGGCUGGUGUGGACACCGUAAUGGGUGGUGAACCAUCCAACAAGAAUGCCCGCGGUGUCUUCUGGUUGCGCACCAACAACAACAGCCCCUUUGCUGUGGGUCAAGUCUGAGGGGGGCUCUUCGCGAGGAUCUGGCGGUCCAUGUGGGGCUUUACGCAAUUCCUUGGUCAGGUUCUUGCGAAUGGCCUGAGCCUCUUUGAACGAAUUUGGGAGAGAUUCUUUUGAUCUCGCAAUAGAAAUGUUGCUAAAUAAAAUUGCUACUCAUGCUAAUCCCACGUGGACCAAGAA
Molecule: messenger RNA, 1288 nt
Organism: Lutzomyia longipalpis
Lineage: Eukaryota; Metazoa; Arthropoda; Insecta; Diptera; Psychodidae
Product: phospholipase A1 VesT1.02-like
Exons: 3
Coding region: 65-1111 (348 amino acids)
Biological process (GO): lipid metabolic process
Molecular function (GO): lipase activity
Source: RefSeq, a predicted model, not a curated record